AUUACCUUCCUUGGAUGGUGUUCAGUCUACUAGAGGUAAGAGCAUUCCUGAAAUAUGAAUCACGAAAUCGUCACCGAAGUCGUCGCACAUGACUGCACGUUAAUAUGUAUAUUAUUGGCCGUUCAUCCAAAAACAUAGCACUGUAAUGUGUACUUUAGGAACAAGUGGUUUGUACCUAUAUAUUCGUACUAUAUGUAUAUUUACUUUGUAUUUUAAUGUUUCUGUCUUUUCAUUCACUUACUUGUUUCGUCUCGUUUAAUAUGGUAUUGUUCUUCUACCUUUGAUUCUUCUUGCCCUUCCACUUCUUCUCUUUUUGUUCUUAUUCUUCUUCUCACUUGAAAUCGUUAUUCUUAAUAUACAUUUCUCAUAAUACUUUACCUCCUAUGUAAUUUUAUAUCAAAUCUCUCAAUACAUUUCCCUUAUUCAUUUCCCUUAUUCCUAUCAACUCCACCUUCUAUCUUACCUUCCCAUUCAUUCCCAUUCUUAAUAAUUUUUAACGAUCUGGAAAUCAACAUUCUGAUUUUAACAUUGACUUUUUUGAAAUGUUCAUAUAUCAAUAUGAUUCAUAUUGAUUAUAAAACUUUGUAUUCUAUAUAUUAGCGGAUUUGUUUAAUGUUAUAUGUGUUCUGUGAUUAAGUUCGCUGACGUCGUAUGGUCAAUGUUCUGUCAUAAUUUGUUUAUCUUCAGCUAUGUAAUAAUUGUUGUUUUUGUGUUGUGUUAUAUUGUACACUAUGCUAUGCCUUAUUGUCAUUCGUUUUUAUGCCUUGAUUGAUUCUUUUAAUCUAAAAACAAACCAUUCUAAACUGAAUUUGAAUAACCGAGAUCAUAACAAGGCUAAGGAACAGGUUUGUUCCUCUGUAUUGUGUGUACCAUGACCUUUUUGUUCACCUUGUAUACGUGCAUAUAUCACAGAUCGGCCAUCGAACUCUAACGAUGCCUCUGUCAAAGUCAACAGAAAUUCCAGUCAGGAAGUUAAUCUAGAAGACCAUGGAAUAUCAAUGUACCUUCCUCCAGGAGCGGUUCUAUCUGAUGACUCUUGUCAGUUCACCCUAGCCAUCCUUACAGACAAUCCCGGUAUUUAUGUCACUGAAGGUGAAUCAUUGAUCUGCUACGGGAUCAGGUGUGACCCUCAUACCUUGAUCUUCAACCAGCCUGUUAAGAUCAAUAUACCACAUUCUUUAUUGGUCGUAAAUCCAGAGCAGGUGAAACCAGACAUCGUUUGUCGUGUGUGGGACUCAAUCACGAAUCUACCAAAAACUCUAAUAAAGCAAUCUUCCAGCUCACCAGACAAACCACCAUACUGCAGAAUGUACAAAAGACAUCUUGAGCUGUACAUUGGCCACUGUGCAGAGUGGUGGGUUCUGAUUCCUCUUGAACAACAGGUGAUCCGACAACAACUUAUUUGUACUCCAUACGUCCCAGACAGGAUCGAAAGAGGACAAGAGUUUGCAGUUAAUCUUCAGUUGUGUAAUGACCUACCUGGAAACGAAGCGGCUACUCAAGAGGAGUCGAGACAACAAUCUUACCAUAGAUGUCAUCGCUCGGUCCCUUUCAAUGUUGAAAAAAAGGCUGGUGACGUCACAAUCACGUGCCAUCGUGAGGAAGAAGAAAUUGAAAGCCAGAUCGUUUCUCUUAGGGACCUUCUAGCCAAGAUAAGCCAAUGUAUAUCGAUAUACGUUCCACCCAGUGAAGACGAUCUAAACUUUGCAGUGAUUACCAUAACAAUUACACAGGCUGGGAAGCUUGGGAUAUCACGAUCUAUUGCCUUUGUCAUCAGAUAUACAGAUGGACCUGUAUGCCAAUUUCCCUCCAAACAAACAGACGUCACUAGGUAA
Lytechinus pictus (painted urchin) is the source of this 1835-nucleotide messenger RNA. RefSeq lists its product as uncharacterized. Gene Ontology annotation, cellular component: membrane. The record is from RefSeq and is a predicted model, not a curated record. NCBI's taxonomy places the organism in Eukaryota, Metazoa, Echinodermata, Echinoidea, Temnopleuroida, Toxopneustidae. Gene Ontology annotation, molecular function: netrin receptor activity. The transcript is spliced from 5 exons. The coding region runs from base 999 to 1835 and encodes 278 amino acids. Gene Ontology annotation, biological process: netrin-activated signaling pathway.